AUGUCACGAUUAUUUACUACCCUGGUAGUGGCCGGGAUUGGUGCCAACCUGGCCAUGGGAAUGCCGUAUGAUCAGGAAGAGCAAAACCGGAACGCUGACUGCGAUAAUGGUUGCUUCUUCGGCAGCUUUCCAGGGGGCUCCUGCACAAAUGAUGCUGCAUGCAUGUGCACCCAGCAAAAGUAUCGUGAGAGAUAUUUCUGCUGCAUGGCCCAAAAGUGCGCCGCAUCUGUCUUGCCCGAUUCUAUACAACGACAGACUCUAGAGUGCGAGGCUCGGAAUAUGCCCUUCACAUUCGACAUUGAGGCGGUAUGUGGCAUCAAAUUGACGACCUCCACGUCUGCUGCCCCCGCCGUCACAGUGACUGUUACUGCUGUGGCGGGAACCCAGUCCUCCAUGCCAUCAGCAUCCAACGGCUCAUCCGCCGUGUUGACUAGCACGUUGGCUUCAACGCCUGUAAUCGCACCCACAUUGAGUGCAGGCGUGAACACACCCACUGCUACACCGAGCACCGGAUCUGCGGAUCAAUUGUUGGCGCGGGGCUCUAUUGUGCUGGCAGUAGCCGGCUGGAUGCUCUGGUAA
Molecule: messenger RNA, 579 nt
Organism: Colletotrichum godetiae
Lineage: Eukaryota; Fungi; Ascomycota; Sordariomycetes; Glomerellales; Glomerellaceae
Exons: 3
Coding region: 1-579 (192 amino acids)
Source: RefSeq, a predicted model, not a curated record